Molecule: messenger RNA, 774 nt
Organism: Pseudoliparis swirei
Lineage: Eukaryota; Metazoa; Chordata; Actinopteri; Perciformes; Liparidae
Product: ankyrin repeat domain-containing protein 34B
Exons: 5
Coding region: 1-774 (257 amino acids)
Molecular function (GO): protein binding
Source: RefSeq, a predicted model, not a curated record
AUGUCUUCACGUGGAGGAGCUCAGGGUCACUUCCUUCCAGUUGGAGAAGGAGCCCAGGCCAUGGCGGACCCCCUGUCUGACAGCAGCCCCCUCAUCAUGGCGGAGGCCUCCUGCAAGCUGCGCCUGGUCUGCCUGCUGGUGGAAGGCGGCGCCCGGGUCAACGGCAGCGACCCCGGAGGAGCGACCCCGCUGCUGGCGGCCUGCCGGGCCCUGAGGGGGGAGCCCGCCGGGCCGGCGCCGCUACAGCUGCUCACCUACCUGCUCCGCAACAAGGCGGACCCCAACGUGAGGGACCGGGCCGGCCGCACCGCCCUGAUGUACGCCUGCAUGGAGCAGGCCGGCGCCCGGGUGGCGUCCGCCCUGCUGGCCGCCGGAGCCGACCCGAGCGCGGAGGACGAGUCCGGAGCCUCGGCGCUGGUGUACGCCAUCAACGCACAGCACCGGCCCACGCUGAAGGUGCUGGUGGACGCCUGCCGGGCCCGGGGCCGUGACAUAAUCAUCAUCGCCACGGAGACGGGCGUGACCGGAGGCCCGGUGACCCGGCACUACUUGAACGUUCCCCCGUGCCCCACCUCCUCGCCGGUGUCCUGCAUGUUCCCGUCAGACAUCGUGCUCCGGAACACCGGAUCCCCCCGAGGAGGAGACAACGUCUUCGACUUCAGAGGAGGAGGAGGAGGAGCGAGCCAAUCAGGAAGCAGCAGUCUUCCCCCCGAGAGCCCAGACAGAGAGUGCUGUCUGAACCGUGGCUCGCCAUCCAGAACCUGGCCCGCCUGA